AUGGUGGGCAUCUUCGGCCUGGCUCACAAGAACUCGCCGUCACGCGAACCUCGUCCCAAUAACACCAACAACGGCGCCAGACCGCCCCCGCCGCCGUACGAGCAGGGCGCGCAAGACCAUCAUGCGCCGGUGCUGGUCGCGACCACCACGACGCAGGUGACGACGACCACGACCGAAACCACGACCCACUUCUUCUCCCUCCCUCUCUGGCGCCGCCGCGGCGCGCAACCCCCCACCGAAUCCCCCACCGUCGCCGCCUCCCACGCUGACCCCCGAACGCCGAAACCGGACGAGGUCGGCGUGAUCAGUCUCAGCCGGACCGCCUCGUCGACGCCCAAUCUCCAGCUGCGGAACAAGGACCUGCCGCCGACGCCGCCGGGCUCGAGCGAGGGCGGGUCGCCGCAGCUCCAGCUCGGCCUCGCGGGCCCGAGCGGAUACGCCGCCGCCGCCGUCGCUGCAGGGCGGGUGUCCAGCUCGACGAUCGCGACUACGCCAGGCACGGAACACCACCAAUCCGUCUUGUUCCCCUCCCAGCUCGCCACUGCCCCGUCCAACGGCUCGACCACGCACGCGCUCGCGCGGGCAGCGUUGGGACUUGGACUGAUGCCCCAGCACGCCGCGUCCGCCUCUUCGUCAGAGGUACACACCGUCGCGUUCGCCACGCCCGACCCGUCAUCGUCGGCGGCGUCGGCACCGAAGGCCUACGAAGUUCGCCGGGCCAAGUCGUACGGCAAGCUCACGAAAACGGGUUCGUCGGCCGUAUCCUCCCCCGAUCCGCACGCGCAGCGGCGCUCCCGCGGCCUGUCGCUGGGCCCGUUCCACCUCGCGACGGGCGCGUUCACCGAAGGCAAGGGCAAGGAGCGGGAACGGGUCGCCGUGGACGACAGCGGCUCAGGUUCGCUGACGCCCCCCAAGGCGGUCUCCCGCAAGUCGUCCUUCUUCUCGCGCAAACGCUACGAUUCUGCUGCCGCCGCCCCGUCGCCGUCGCCGUCGCCGCGCACGCAGGAGGUGACGCUGAACGCUACGUUGCCCUCCCUGCAGCCCGUCUCGCCAUUCGACAUGGACCUCGGUCCGCAGCAAGCCGGCCCGUCCAGCCUGCGCCGGCGGCAUUCCGAGCGCAGCCAGGCGCACGCGUCGCCCGAAUCGUCCGCGCGCGCGACGAAACCCGAACCUGCUACCGUGCGACCUCGAACGCGCCGACCCUCCACCGCCGACAACGCGCGCCCUCGCUCCGCCUACGUCGACCCUUCCUCCCGCGCCACCGCCUCCGCGUCCCUCCUCGCGUCCCCCCCGCCCCUCCCCCACCUCUCCGCCCAAUCCCUGCUUCCGCCCUCUUCCUCGACCCCGCACGUGCUACCCUCUCCCCUCAGCGGCCCCGGUCCGAGUCGUAUACGGGCGAAGACCACGCCGUCGACCUCGAUACUUCCCCGGCUUUCGCUCAGCUUUUCCUCCAACUCGCAUCAGCAUCCUGCGCAACCGCCGUCCGGCGAGAGCUUCUUCGGCGGGCCGACGACGUCGUCGCCUGGACCGAGCGCAGCGCCGUCCCCGCGCCAGUCGUUCACGAAGAACGCGGCCGAGCUCAAGCCCAGGAUCGACGAGGAGUCGCCGGAGGUGUACCUCCAGCGGCUCACGGAGGCCGUCAACCGGGCGGAGAUCGCGUCCAUUUUGGCUGCCAGUGGCGACGAGUUCCACGCUCGCGCCUUGAGGGCUUACAUCGGGCGCUUCGACUUUGUCGGUGACCCUCUGGACAUCGCGCUGCGGAAGCUGCUGGUCGACGUCGGCUUGCCGCGAGAGACGCAGCAGAUCGACCGCGUCAUCGAAGCGUUCGCCGCGCGGUAUCUGCUCUGUAAUCCGGGCCUUUUCACGUCGGAAGAUCAUCCCUACAUCCUAGCUUUCAGUUUAAUCAUGUUGCACACGGACGCAUUCAACAAGUCGAAUAAACGCAAGAUGACCAAGGCCGAUUAUAUUAAGAACACCCGUCUUCCCGGAGUCGCACCUGAUGUACUCGACUAUUUCUACGAUAAUAUCGUAUUCGCCCCUUUUAUUUUCAUCGAAGACCCGCUGGACGUCAACGGCCAGCAAGGCGUCUUUACCGAGAGGACGGCCCUUCGAUCCAUGUCCAUUUUCGGCCCGCCGUCCGGGUUCAGUCCGAACGGGAGCAACCAAAAUGCGAGCAGUACCCUGCUGGGCAAGAAUAACAGGAUAGAUCCGUAUUACCUCAUUACCCGGAACCUCCUCGACCCUUUACGAGUCGACGUGGAGGCGUACGUGCCGCUGGAGAGCCCCUUCUCGUAUUCCGGAACGUCGGACAACUGGGACCACGAGGCGCUGCAGAGGGCGUUCGCCAAGGCGGGCCGGAUCGAGGUCGACGCGGGCGUCUCCCGCCCGGUCUCGAGCGCGUUUUUCGGGCUGGCCGUCGGCGGCGCGUCGACGCCUAUCAUGGGCGGCGGCGGGAGCCUCAGCCACACCUCGGGCGCGUUCCCGGAUAUCGCGCCGCCGUCGCGGGACGUGUGGACGCUGAAGGUGACGAAGAUCGGCGUGCUGUCCCGGAAGGACGACACGGUCGAGGGCGGGAAGAAGGCGUCGAACCGGAAGUGGAGGGAGUGGUGCGUGGUGUUGACGGGCUCGCAGCUGUUGUUUUUCCGGGAUCCGACGUGGGCGGCGGGCGUGCUGGCGGAGGCGACGGCGACGUCGGCGGACGGGCAGACGACCAUCUCGCAUGGGUCGAUGCUGCGUCCGGACGAGCUGUUGUCGGUGAAGGAUGCGGUGGCUGUCUUCGACCGGACAUAUACCAAGUACCCCAAUACGCUACGGUUUGUCAUGGCCGACGGCCGGCACAUACUACUGCAGACGUCGGACGAGACGCAGCUGAACGAAUGGAUCUCGCGGAUCAACUACGCCAGCGCGUUCAAGAGCGCGGGCGUGCGCAUGCGCGCUUUGGGCAUGACGGGCCAGGAGAUCGAGCUCACCGGGAUGGCCGCGGCCGCCUCGCAUCUCAAGGACCUGCACGGGCCAAAUCAUGCGGUGCCGGGAGUUCGGAGGUGGGGUCAAUCCGUCGACGAGACGGCCAACGGUCCACCCGUGCCCGGGUCACGGAGCGAUUCGUCUCUGCUUCCGAGCCCGACCAGCAUCCAUCUCACUACGGACCGUUUGGACCUCGAGGUGCCGGUCCCGAAUCAGGUCGAGAGCGCGACACAGUUCAAGGCGACCUUCGACCACGUCAAAGCCGACCUCGCCUCCGGGCGGUGGAUGCGGGCCGACGACGCCGCUUCCGUGGUGGGCGGACGUCCCCGGUCGUACAGCCUCGAGUCGACCUUGCCGUCGCCGACGACGGCGACGACGGCGGCGCACAGGAGUCGCAGCGGCACGUCGGGCAGCGGCUCGCGGCUGCCCUCGCGGGGCCAGAUCAUCCAGUCGAAGAUCAGGGACCUGGACUCGCGGCUGACGGCGACGCAGACGCAGCUCGACGCGGACAUGCGGCUGGUGCGCCAUAUCGCGGUGCUGACGCCGUUCCAGCAGAGCACCCGGGACCGCCUCCGGGCGACGGUGCAGGGCGCGGCGAAGAAGAUCGCGCUGCUGAGGCUGGAGCUGGAGAAGCUGGCGUGCCAUCGACAGGUGCUGGCGACGGACAUGUCGGCCGAGGUGCGCGACUGGCGGAGGACGAAGAAGCUGGCGUUGAGGGCGGCGACGGACUCGUUGCAGAGCCGGCUCGAGCGCGGCGUGCCGGAAAUCUCGAUACCGGCGGAGGAGCCGCCCGAGUCGUCGCCCGAGUCGUCGACACCGGAUAGGGAUUCGGCGGAGCUCACGCAUCGGCAUAGGGACUCGAACGUGACGGAUUCGUACCACUCGGCGAUCGACUACGGGGUGGAUUGGGCGUCGCGCAACUCGAGCGACGUUUCGGCUAACCCGUCGGGCAGCGGGAGCACGCUCGAGGUCGGACGGAUCGUCGAGUCGCCCGCGAUGACGCCGAGCACGAGCGACUCCCCGCUCGAGCUUUCCUUCACGAACGCUUCGCGUAAGCCUACGCUGGAGGCGUCGUCGUCUCCCGGCGCGUCGCCGGAACAGAGCAAGGCGUCUCUGGACGCCGGUAGCGCCGAGGGCGGUUUCUCGCACGAGAAGUUUUAUACCGCGAUGGAGACGACGCCGGAGCAGGCGGAAGAGUGGAACAAGACGAAGGCGGGCAAGCGCGUGUCGCUCGUCAAGCUCCCGACGGAUCUCCGGAUAUCGACCGUGUUUGGGGUGCGGUCCCGGGCGCGGUCCGAUAGCACCGCUGCUCCCUCGCGACGCGAUAGCGUGACGAGUGUUCAUGCUGCUGGUCGGCAAGGGGGUACCUCGUCUCCGAGCCCCAUGCCAUGAUGGACAUUUAGACUUUUCGUGGAGUCGCUAUCUACUCACUACUCCCUCUUGCAUGACGUUCUGUAUAUUUAAUGCGCUAUACUUAUCAACUGUACAUUGCUAUGGAUAUUGUCGCUUUCUUCUCGCCUACGAUGC
Punctularia strigosozonata HHB-11173 SS5 is the source of this 4491-nucleotide messenger RNA. RefSeq lists its product as uncharacterized. The transcript is spliced from 6 exons. The record is from RefSeq and is a predicted model, not a curated record. Gene Ontology annotation, molecular function: guanyl-nucleotide exchange factor activity. Bases 1 to 4356 code for a protein of 1451 amino acids. NCBI's taxonomy places the organism in Eukaryota, Fungi, Basidiomycota, Agaricomycetes, Corticiales, Punctulariaceae. Gene Ontology annotation, biological process: regulation of ARF protein signal transduction.